CUUAUUUACCCGUUACCUCGCUUGAGAACUAAUGAAUUGCUUCCGUUCUGUACAAGGCACUUUAUUAACUGUCCAAGCCCUUUUGUUCGGAGAGCUUUGUACAAACAAUAGUCGAAAAACCUCCAGAGUGAUGCGUGUCAAGUUAUGCAAACACGACUCACCAUGUGUUUGUUUUCCGUGUGCCGUAGUAACGAGGAGUAAACAGUUUUUUACAAUUUAGCAGUGGCUUUUAGAACUGGAGGAAUAUAGCUAACCUCAGUUUCUUCCUAAAUUAAGGAAUCUUUUGAUCUAAGCUCGGUUGGAGUGGAAACUUUUCAAGAUUCGUGUUACAGGCGUGUUUUAAUUAAUUGUUAUUUCGCGUAGUUUGGUUUAAAAAAUGUCAUUUGACUUGCCGCAGUUUCAGCAAACUUUUGGGGAACAAGUGCGUGAAAUACGAGAGCCCAGUGAAUGGAUGGAUCUUAAAAGCCGAGUUGAAGAGGAGAAAUUCCGAAAAUUAAGCGCCGACUUGGAAAGAAGACGAGUUCGAAGGUCUGUCUAUUAUGCCGAGGAAGAGAAAAGAGUUCUCAGGGAACUUGACAACUUACAGAGAGACCAAUAUCGAUUUGAGCGCGAAAAACAACUCCGACUGAGGAAUUCAAUCUCGUCCUUGUACGAAAAAGGGCAUCCGGCGAACGGAUCGCCAACAGAAGUUAAUACUCAACUACCAAUGGACCGAAAAGCAUUUGGUGGGUCGGCGUCUCUUGCAUUUGAUCCUGCCGUUGAGAAGAAAUCGCUUUCUGCUAGAAAAGCAAGUAAAGAACAUACUGUGAGUUACAGCGCGACGGGAAAGGUAUCAAAAAAUUACUCAUCGUUCAACAGGUUUCCUUUUAUCGAGGAAGGAGAUGUACAGCAAUUUCACAAGUGCUGCAAGUCUGCUGCGAAGAUCGAGUGUCGGCGAUGGGGAGAGGCUUGGUUUUAUGCUAAAAAUGAGCAAGAGGUAUUUGUGGAUAGCAGAAAACGGUGGACUGCUGUUUUACUGAAAUCCGAAAGAGAAAGAAUGGAAAUUUUAAGUAAAAAAGGUGCGGCAUUGAUGGAUUCUGGAACAGGCGUAAAAACCCACUGUGUCGGUGAUGAAACAAAAAUUUAUGGAGAUACUGGGACGGAAAGCGACACUAAAAAAAGACAAGGAAGUCUACCUCCUAGUUUUGAAGCGAGGAAAGAACAAAGUUAUGACAAGAAUAGAAGCGUAGAAAUCAAGGGAAACAAAACAUUAAACUUUUAUGAAGCUUUUAGUCUUCCACAAGCACACGCGUUCAACACUGGAGAGAGUUCCGUUGACGAGACAACGCGAAACACAGACAAGUCGAUCUCUGAGGAUUGUCAAGAAGUUAACAUCAAUUCGCUGCAACUGAUUGCAGGGGAAAAAGUGGUAAAAUGGGCGAAGAAAAGUCGAAGUGUUUCUUCUGAGGAGAAUAGGAAAAAAUUAAAGGAAACCUCAGUGAUUCCGAUGCCUGCUAUUCACGAACUUGUUACAGAGGGAAAAAAUUCAAUUUCAGGAGAAAGUUCUAAAACCCUUCCCCGACGUAAACGAACCUUCUGUUUUUUGCCAAAGGUAACGAGGGAAACAUGAAGUUUAAACUUCUUGAAAAAGGCGUUUGAUUUUCCCGGCUAUUUUAUUUAUAUUUU
Molecule: messenger RNA, 1665 nt
Organism: Pocillopora damicornis (cauliflower coral)
Lineage: Eukaryota; Metazoa; Cnidaria; Anthozoa; Scleractinia; Pocilloporidae
Source: RefSeq, a predicted model, not a curated record